This is a messenger RNA of Diaporthe batatas, 4501 nucleotides long. RefSeq lists its product as uncharacterized. Bases 274 to 4092 code for a protein of 1272 amino acids. NCBI's taxonomy places the organism in Eukaryota, Fungi, Ascomycota, Sordariomycetes, Diaporthales, Diaporthaceae. Gene Ontology annotation, cellular component: nuclear pore transmembrane ring. Gene Ontology annotation, biological process: nuclear pore organization; protein import into nucleus. The record is from RefSeq and is a predicted model, not a curated record. Gene Ontology annotation, molecular function: structural constituent of nuclear pore. The transcript is spliced from 5 exons.
CGACUGCUCUGCCCUCUUUGUUGACGUCGCGGGACUGGUUGCCAUCCAAGACUUUUGGACACGCCCACACAAAUCACCACCACCCCAUCCCUCAACCCGAACGGUGCGCCUGGAGGCUGAGUCUGGCUUGAAGUGUUCUCCGUUUACGAUAUGAUGACCUAGCAAGAAACAUAUCGGCCGCCGAGAGCUUACCACCACGACGACCACCGCCGCUACCACCCCCCUCUCUCGCGACAGACACAGAUCGACCUUGCUUCCCUCGAUAGUAAUGCUAUGAAUGAAACACCAGAAAGGGUCACGGGGGCGUUCCCCGCCACCCCUGCCACCAACAUCCGAGGCAGAGCUCCUCCAACACCAGACGGGACUCCCGAUCGAGGGCUGCCCGCCAGGGGGCCCGCUGCGAAGCCGCUGCCUCAAGCUCCCGAGAAUGCGCGACGACAGGACCAGCCCACGAGCAACCCUGUCAUACCACUCACAAUCCUCGAUGCGCCCACACAACGCUUCUAUGCCGUCGGCUUCUACGUGGCCCUCGUGGCUUGGAAGCUCUACGAAUGGGUCGGCCUGAUGGAGGACGAGGCCAGCUCGGUCUGGCUGUUCCUCAAGUGGAACGUCAUCGACCUCAUAUUCAUAAUGGGCCUCCCCGAGCUCAGGAUACCAUGGCUGGAGCUGACACAGCCCGCCUGCCUCGUCCUGUUCUUUGGGCACGCCGUCUUCAACUUCAUCUUGAUGUUCAACAUCACGGCUGGUUUUACGGCUGCCCUUCUUGCUUUCCUCAAGGUCUUCUACGACCGGGAGUUGGCCAUAUCCGAGCACUACGUCCAGCCGGCGCAUGUCCUGCAUAAUGCCUCUGUGAUCCUGGGCAAACAGAUUAUCAACAUCUUGCCCGAAGGCUCUGCCGUUCUCAACCCUGAUGGCAAGUCGUUCUGCCUCGGAGACUCCCAGCCUACGAUCACGCUGCCCAUGCUGUUCAACGAGACCGUCCCCGUCGAAGUCGAAGUCAUUCGCAUUGACCUGGACACGAACUCGCAAGAGAUUCUCAAGCUUGGGAAAGACCAGAUCAGGAGUAUCACGAAGAUGGCCAAGAGACGAGCGGACAACCCAGACGAGCCCGACGUCCAAUUCGACUAUCCGGUGAAGAAGCCCGGUGUCUACAAGCUGGGGAGGGUUCUGGAUGAGUACAAGUUGGAGGUCCAGCGCCUGACUGGCAACACCUACGUUGUACCAUGUCCAAAAGCUCGCGUUCUGCCCUCGCCAUCCUCGGACCGCUGCCUGGGCGACCUGUCCGACUUGUCGCUGCAGGUCGAGGGCACGCCGCCACUGAAGAUUGUCUACAGCCAGAUGAUCAAUGGCAAGGACCACAGCUUCCACUUCCAAAGUUUGCAGCCAGAGGGUUUCUCGUCACCACUCAUGGGCGCAAGUAGGUCUUCGGCCCUGGUGCUUCCGGAUGACGACUCUUACGUCACGUGGGCUCGAGCACAGAUUGUGACCGUGGGCCUGAACGAGUCGAUGAACGCCGGCGGAGAGUGGCAGUACUCUGUGGACGAGGUCCAAGAUGCUUUUGGCAACGUCGUUAAGUACGCGUCGCCGGCAGACGACCCAGAGAUGAAGCCGAAGCCGAAGCAUCUGGUGCAGCAGUUUAGCGUCAAGGACCGACCGACAGUGAGCCUCUUCGAUUGCAACAUGCGCCAUCCCAUCAAGGUUGCCAAGGGCAAGUCUACGAGCCUGCCCGUCAAAUAUGAGAUCGCAGAUCAGAAGCACAACGCCAAGCACUCACUCACCUGGCUCUUCUCACCUAUCGACACCUUGACUAAGAAUGGCGAUCACGGUGAAGCAGCCACACUGGGCACCUUCAAUGCAAAGAAGGCAGAUGACGUGCCAAAGGUCUCAGCCCCCGGCUUAUACACCCUCAAGACCGUCUCGGCGGGCGCUUGUGAGGGUGAGGUGCAGGAGCCCUCGUCCUGCCUCCUGCUGAACCCGCUCGAACCGAGCCUCGUACUGCGGUCCACCGACAUUCCAGACAAGUGCGCAGGUAACUCCAUCGGAGUAUCCGUGGACUUUGACUUUGUCGGAACUCCGCCGUUCAAGGUCUCUUACAAGGCGAUUCACAACGGUUCCCCCGAGAGGAGGAGCUUCAAGGCGAACAGUAUGAGGCACCAGGAGGAAUUCAUUCCCACCGUUGCAGGCACCCACAAGUAUGUAUUUGAGUACAUCAGGGACAGCGUAUACGGUGAUAUUGCCCUCACCGGACCAGACAUGGUCCUGGAAACCACAGUCAAGCCUGUUGCUUCGGCCAGCAUUCGGAAGCCUUCCGAGGUCGUCAACGCUUGUCUGGAGGAGGAGGUCGAAGUCGACGUUGUACUGCAGGGCGAAGCGCCUUUCACGCUGGAAUGGGAGCUCGUCCACGACGGCAGGAGGAGACAGCACAAGAUCUCGGACAUCCAAGACAAGCACGUCAAGCUCAAGACACCGCCGCUGACGCAGGGCGGAGAAUACUCGGUCGCCCUGAUCGCCAUCACGGACACGUCGGGCUGCCGCGGUUUCCUGCAGGACGAGAUGAAGAUAGCCGUGCGGCGCCAGCGGCCCCGCGGAGGGUUCGGCCAGCUGGACGGCAAGUUCAGGACGAGGACCCUGGAGGAGGCCAGGGUCAAGCUGCCCGUGCGCCUGAGCGGGGAGGGGCCGUGGGACCUUUACUACAAGAACGUCGACGAGGGCGAGACGGCGCAGCUUAAGAAGCGCACGCUCAAGUCUGGCAACGACUUCUUGACCGUCGACAAGCGCGGUGUCUACGAGAUCGUGGACGUGCAUGAUAACAGGUGCCCCGGGCUGGUCGACCCCCGGGCCAACCAGUUCGCGGUCGACUGGCUUCCUCGGCCGGAGCUUGGCCUGGUCAUGACGCCGAGCAUCAAGGUGGAGCGGGAGUUGGUCUAUUCCAAGAACGAGGUUUGUGAGGGAGACAUUGACGGUUUCGAGAUUGCUCUUAAGGGCUCGCCGCCAUUCCACGUCGAGUACGAGGUCAAGCACAAGCCUGAUGCCGGUGGUGUCUCGACGCCCCAGAAGAAGACCGUCGACGCCGCUCUCGGCAAGGCCUCCAUCCAGAUGGACACAACAAAAUCUGGUCUCUAUGCAUACAAGUUCACCGGGGUACAGGACAGCGUUUACGUUGACAACAAAAAGCUCAGCCCAGUCACGUUGCACCAGACGGUCAACCCCAGGCCCUCUGCAUCCUUCACGAAACCCGGCCAGACGUACAAAUCCUGCAUGGCGGACCAAGACAUCGAAGAGAGCAUCCCCGUCGAGCUGACGGGCACGGCCCCGUUCUCUUUAGAGAUCGAGAUCAAGCACCAAUCUGGCGCAGGCCUCGAGACGUACCGAAUCCCAUCCAUCCCGACAAACAAGUUCGACGUCCGCAUCCCCCGCCAGUACCUCAAGCUCGGCGGCCAAUCCGUGCGCAUCCGCCAGGUGGGCGACGCCCACGGCUGCCGGAAGACGUACGACGCCGGCGGCCCAUCCGUGCAGGUCCAACUCUACGACGCGCCGACCAUCUACGAGCUCGAGGGCAGGCAGGACUACUGCGUGGGCGAGCGCAUCGGCUACACGCUGUCGGGCACGCCGCCGUUCGAGGUCAUGUACACCUUCGACGGCUCGCAGCGCAAGGCCAAGUCGCCGACGACGAGCUUCCGGCGGCUGGCCGAGCACCCCGGCACGUUCGCGAUCACGUCGAUCAGCGACCGGGCGUCGGAGUGCAACUCGAACGUCAACAUCACCAAGGUGAUCCACCCGAUCCCGACGGUCAAGAUCUCCAAGGGGCGGACGUCGCGGGCGUCGAUCCACGAGGGCGGGGUGGUGGACAUCCUGUUCGAGUUCACUGGCUCCCCGCCGUUCGAGUUUGUGUACACGCGCAGCACCAACGCGCGCAAGGGCCAGCGCAGCCAGGUCCUCGAGACGCGGUCCGACAACAGCUAUGACUUCUCCAAGGUCGUCAAGGCGAGCCAGGAGGGCACGUAUGAGGUUAUUUCUAUCCGGGACCAGCACUGUUCGUUCCAGACUGCGCAGGUCCACGGGGAGACUGGGGAUAAGCGGCUGCAGUAUUGAGGCGUGUCGGCCCGUGGGAUGGGGGUGUAGAGGUUGGCGGGGGAUGGGGGGAAUUUUGAGAGCGGAGAGGGGAAGGAGGCGGUGGAAAAAUGGAUUUAUCGUAAAUACCCAGGCAGUCAGUCGGUCAGUCAGUGUUGGGUGGAGCUUAGAUGGGCCACGGUUUGUUCGGCUGGGGUUGCAUGAGCAUGGCGUUUUUUUCUCUCUUAUGUUGUGAGGCAUUUCUUGUGCCAUGAAAAAAUGAAUGGAACUACACGUUUGAUGCAGAAAGCAUUGCCGUCUGUGAUACGGAAUCGUGCUGGUGCCAGACUGUGAGGGGAUAAGUGUGAGUGGUUUUGUUCUGAGGGUGGUGUCGUUUUUGGUUCAUAUACAUCCCAAUGGCAUAGAAUUACAUUCCAUUUAGACUUGUUUA